Molecule: messenger RNA, 2042 nt
Organism: Hevea brasiliensis (rubber tree)
Lineage: Eukaryota; Viridiplantae; Streptophyta; Magnoliopsida; Malpighiales; Euphorbiaceae
Exons: 1
Coding region: 206-1867 (553 amino acids)
Biological process (GO): rRNA processing
Cellular component (GO): preribosome, small subunit precursor; nucleus; preribosome, large subunit precursor
Source: RefSeq, a predicted model, not a curated record
CGGUAUUAUAUAUAAUUAUAAAUAGCGGCAAAGAAAUUGACAAACUGUUCUACAAAACCCUAAAAACCAGAGCUUUGAGACAUAAUUUCAAUAGCUGUUAUCAUAAACAGACGGAUCAGCAGCUGCCAGCCACGGUGACCCGACUGUCAUUGAAUUGCCCUAACCGGCUCAAUUCACGACCAUAUUUCUUUAACUGAACAGAAAAAUGGACGGAGCCCAAGCGGGGCUGUCACUGGUAAAGCAGUUGGCUUCCUGCGACAACAAAACCCGUAAUAGAUCCCUCGGCGUCCUCCUGAAGAGCUGGCUUCCAUCACAAUCUCAAAUCUCCGAAGACGACAUGAAGAAGCUCUGGAAAGGCCUCUUCUACUGCGUCUGGCAUGCCGAUAAGCUGCCUGCCCAGGCCCACCUCAUCGAUCGUCUCUCUUCCAUUCUUCCUCAGCUCCAUCUCCCUAUAUCUGUUCAGUACUUUUCUGUGUUUUUGCUCACUAUGCGCCGCGAGUGGACUGGUAUUGAUGGUCUCAGGUUAGACAAGUUUUAUCUAUUGAUUCGUAAAUUCAUGCUCUUCUUUUUCCUUCUCCUGAAGAAAAAUUCUUGGGAUUUGGAGCUUUCUACUCGUUUGAUGGGUGUGUUGGUGGAGAGCACCUUUUUGGCCGAUGAUAAUUUACUAGGCAAUGGUGUCAAUUAUCAUAUUGCCUCGGUGUUUCUUGAGGAGCUUAGACCUCUCCUUCCGCUGAGCAAGCAAGUGCUUGAUGUUCUACUGGGACCUUUUGUUUCCGUUAUGGGGAAGGUGUCGGAUAAGAUCCUGUUGGCUAAGAUUAAGAGUAAUGUGUUUGAUUGGCUACUGAAAAUGGGAAAUAGGCUGCUGGAGGUCAAGAAAUCAAAGGUUGAUGUUGAUUCUGGGAAUGAUGUGCUGGUGUUAGGUACAAUAGCCUUGGCUUUCGGAUUUUCUGCUAAAUUUUUUGAAUUGGGUUCUGCAGUUGAGUGCCCUCAGGGGAAUAGGAAAGUUUUAUUCGGUUUGCAUGAGCAGUUUUUAAAGUUAGAAAAGGAUUUUGCAUCUUUAGGGAUUGAUAUUUCUUUACCUGAGGUCAACGAAGACACUGAUGAAGAUGAGGUGCCAACUUUGGUUCCUCUUUCCACUGGAAUGGAAGUGGCUGCUUCUAAUACCGAUGUUGCAAAUAUGUCUGGUAGCAAGCGUCUGAAAAGAUGCAAGAAGGCUAAGAAGGAGUCAAGCAGCAGUAGAAAAAAGGCUAAGAAGCAGAAUAAUUUAAGUUCCGAUUGUGACACCGAAGAGGAUGAUAAUGUGGUUAUGCCAAAUUAUGGCAAUUCAAAUGAGGAAAGCAAUCAUGAUGCGAGUUUGAUAACAUUUAAUAAAUCUGUGAUAUCAAACCUCCAAAUGCAGUUUGAGAAAGUUGCUGCAGAAGUGGGCUUGGAUAAGAACGUUGGAAGUGCCUGUGAUUUUCCUGAAGUCACUGGAAAUGGUAUCGUCUCCAAGAAAAGGAAGAGAGCAAAAAGUACGAAUAAGAAGCAAUCUGAUGAUCCAGAAUUGAGCAGUGAAGUAAAUGCUGAUGGCGGUGCUACUUUAAAGAGUACUGAGAAGAGUGCCAAGAAAGUAAGGUUUUCCCUGAAAAACAACUUAGUGUGGAAGCCUCACAGUCCUUUACCUCCACAAAGUUUGAGAAUACCACCAUCUGUGACCCCUCGGGGAAGUGCCCUUAAGAAAGGGGUACCUCCAGGUCCCAUUAGGGAGAUGCCUGCGGCUAAAAAGGCUAAGCAGAAGGCCAAAUCUGUGAAGAAGGGUCGGAAGCUAAUAAUUGGUAUUGCCCCUGCUAUUAAACGCCUGAAGAAGUUAAAGACUGUUUCUACCUAGAGAGUUAUCGUGAUCCAUUCUCUUGCUUUUAUUCAUCUCAUGCUCUUUUCUGUUGGUAACCUGUCUCAACUUUGAACGAUAUUUUUGGUAUUUGAUUUCUUUUGUUGAGUGAAAGACAGAUGAUGCAAACGAUUAAUUGAGUAAUCUCCUAACUGUUUGAUCCAUUUUUAAUUUA